AUGUUGGCAGAAGGCAUCUUAACUAGACUCAUCUAUAAAGAAAGCUGUCAGCAAGAUAAGCCUCGCAAAUCUCCUGCAUGCAAGAAGGAUAAAGAGGGAAUCUGGAGAGACAAACUUGUAGACAACCCCAAAAUUAAAGGCUUUGCUGGUGGCCUGGAGGAGCAGGAUGAGAUCUCUUCUAGAAACAGCAAAAUGGAACGUGGGGAUGGUCCUCAGUGGAGAUCUGGGAAAGAGGUACCUGUCAAAGAGCAGGAAAUGCUGGUGAAAGGAGACACAUCAGCAGCUUUGCCUAUCCCCAGGAGAGGGAAAAGCCUUGAGCAGCUGGAUCUCUACAGAUCCUACUCCUGUUCCUGCAUUUACCAAAACUAUCCUGACUUGCACAUUGGGGGAGACCAUGUGGGAGACCACACAUGUGACUCGGGGUGUGUUUUGGACCACGUGUGUGAUGAACUUCCUGAUGGGCCCAUGUUACCUUCCAUAGAUAUUCCUCUAGGUGAACCCCCCCUAUGUGAGCAUCCCCAAAAGCCACAUGCAAGGUCCCUGGCUGGAGAUGAAGCUGGAGAAAGGAGCAUCGUGCUCUGUGAGGAGCCUCUUUCAAACUCUGUGCUCAACAAGUACAUGGAAAGAAAAGUGGCAGAGCUCUACCAACAGGUUUUUGAAGAACACUUGGCCAGGUGUGGCUCUGUGACAAACCUCCUCAUGUGCAGCUUGCUAAGGAAUAACCUCAAUCAGAUAAGCUUUCAGAUAUCCCAGGAGAUGGAAACCUCCAAAGCCAGAGAGAUGCUCUUGCACUCCUUGGCUUUGUUUAGUUUCCACAACACUGCCAGUAGAAGCAGCUCUGAGCUCAGUACUCCCAGCUUACAGAUCUCCAACCCAUCAGCUGUAAGGAAGAGCUGCAAGAUGCAGGUCACCUCCUGA
Messenger RNA from Chaetura pelagica (chimney swift), 918 nucleotides. RefSeq lists its product as uncharacterized. The coding region runs from base 1 to 918 and encodes 305 amino acids. The transcript has a single exon. Gene Ontology annotation, biological process: regulation of toll-like receptor signaling pathway. The record is from RefSeq and is a predicted model, not a curated record. Lineage: Eukaryota; Metazoa; Chordata; Aves; Apodiformes; Apodidae.